Molecule: messenger RNA, 2518 nt
Organism: Antechinus flavipes (yellow-footed antechinus)
Lineage: Eukaryota; Metazoa; Chordata; Mammalia; Dasyuromorphia; Dasyuridae
Gene: SLC25A35
Product: solute carrier family 25 member 35
Exons: 5
Coding region: 1098-2000 (300 amino acids)
Source: RefSeq, a predicted model, not a curated record
GCGCUCCGAAUUCUCCUCGGAACCCGCGCAUCCAGAACGCCUGUCCCUUCUUCCUCUUCUUCCAGGGACCUUAACGACUGCGUGCCUCUGGAGAUGGGGCAGCCUAGUAGGCCGACGACAUCGGGGAGUUUAGCAUCACCCACACCCUCCCAGAAAAGAAGAGGGGCUCAGCUUCCGUGCGAGGGUGAAUAAGGAGAAGCUUGCCAGCCCCACCCCCACGACCCGAGCGCCUCUGGCGAAGCGGCGGCGGCGCCGAGGGAGUUAAUUUAGCUGCCAUUUCCCGGCCCAGCUCCCGCCCAGGUUACUGGAGGCUGGGCCCCGGCCGACUCUCCCAUUGGUCGCGGAGCCGGCACUGCACCGAUUGGCCUGGAUCUCGCAGAGAGGUUCUCCGUUUAGCUUGGAGUGGCAGCUCCGGGCCUCCCCAGGGCUCCCUGAUCAGGCCGAGCUGCACUCGCCAGCAGCCUCUGAGUUGGGACGCGAGCCUGGAGACUCAAUUCCGGAUCCUGGGGGUUCCACCUGAUGUUCGAGCGGGUCCAUCUCCUCCGCGCCCCGGGCCACUUGCUGAGAUCCCCGUCCGGUCCGCUUUCCCUUUCCCUUCGUGAUCCCCUUCAGAGUGUCACAGUCUCCUUAGGCUCUCUCUCUGUCCCCGCCUGUCACUCACCCUCCUCCCUAGCUUUGGACUCUCUGUAUCCUCCCUUCUUUGAGCCCUAGACCAGCAAGAACCCUUCCUCCACUACCACCCCCUCUCAAUUUCUGCAUGCUUUUUCAGACUUUAGUGACUUAAAAUCACUACUCCCUUUAAGCUUCCUGUACCCUAAAGUCUUCCUAUUUCUGUUUCCCUGACGCGUUUGAACCCGGUGCGAUCGUGCCUCGCUGAUCUCCAAACUCCAGAACUUCCUGACCCCUUGACUUCUAAUCCUCUAAUCCUCAAUAUUUCCUUCCGUUCCUCAGAAUUUGAGCCUUUCCUAACAUCCACCCUCCCUCCUUCCUCCACACUCCACACCCCCACUAAGCCCUAAACACUACCUUCAACCCAGCAUCUACCCUUUUGUCGACUUCUUGACUUCUGGUCCAGCUUCUACAGCCUUUCUGGAGCCAUGGACUUCCUGCUGAGUGGCCUGGCCGCUUGUGGAGCCUGUGUGUUCACCAACCCCUUGGAAGUGGUGAAAACCCGAAUGCAAUUGCAAGGCGAGCUCCAGGCACCAGGCUCUUACCAGCGACACUACCGAAAUGUCUUCCAUGCCUUCUUCACCAUUGGGCAAGUGGAUGGGUUGGCUGCCCUGCAGAAGGGCCUGGUCCCUGCCUUAGUAUACCAGUUUUUAAUGAAUGGGAUAAGGCUGGGGACCUAUGGACUGGCAGAGGCUGGGGGUUAUCUACUUGAUUCCAAUGGGAACCACAGCCCUGGUCGUAGUGCUGCUGCUGGGGCCCUUGCUGGAGUUAUGGGUGCCUACAUAGGGAGCCCCAUCUACAUGGUGAAGACACAUCUGCAGGCGCAAUCAGCCUCUGAGAUUGCAGUUGGGCAUCAAUAUAAGCACCAGGGCAUGUAUCAAGCACUAUGUGUGAUUGGAAGAAAGCAGGGCCUGGUGGGCUUAUGGAGAGGAGCACUGGGAGGACUCCCUCGAGUUAUGGUCGGCUCUUCGACGCAGCUCUGCACCUUCUCAUCCAUCAAAGAUCUUGUGACCCAGUGGGAGGUGUUUCCACCACAAAGCUGGAAGCUGGCUCUGACUGCAGCUAUGGUGAGUAGCCUGGCUGUUGUUGCUGCCAUGACACCCUUCGAUGUAGUCAGCACCAGGCUCUACAACCAACCCACAGAUGCCCAUGGCAAGGGACUGAUGUACCGGGGACUACCAGAUGCAGUGAUGCAAACAAUUCGGACAGAGGGCAUUUGGGGCAUGUACAAAGGCAUGGGCGCUUCCUACUUCCGCCUUGGCCCCCAUACCAUCCUCUCACUCUUCUUCUGGGACCAGCUUCGAAUUCUUUACCAGAAACACAAUCAGUGACCCUUUCCACAACUCCAAAUUUUCCUGCAACACACUCCCAUUUGGGAAGUUGCUCUUCUCCCCCCUCCAUCUGAUAUUUCCUGGACCUUUUCAUAUUUUUAGGUCUUAAUGAUUGAUAAUCACUCUCCCCCCUUGAUCUGAUAUUUCCUGGACCCUUUCAUACUUUUAGGUCAUAAUGAUUGAUAAUCUUUUUAAAGUCACUCCCCCCUUUUUCUCAGGGUUGAAUCACUAUGUGGGGUACUCCCAUCCUGCCAUCAUUCAUGCCAUAAUGUGCAGCUUGCUUAAAACCUCUCACCCUUACUCUCAGGGUUGAAUCAAAGGGAUACUUUCUCCUUCCCUGGACUGCUAGUUUCCAGUUCCCGUGCACAGCUUUAAAUGUCGUCCUCUAAAAACCAAAGGGAAUUGGAAGGACUAUUCUUCAUCCCUGCCUCCAGAUUCAAAUUGUAUAAACUCUUCUCUCUCCCCUACACCAAAGCCACAGAGAUUGCAUUGGUAUAAAGCAAGUUUAUUUCUGCAAA